This is a messenger RNA of Peronospora matthiolae, 813 nucleotides long. The record is from the annotation of a GenBank genome assembly. Lineage: Eukaryota; Oomycota; Peronosporomycetes; Peronosporales; Peronosporaceae.
AUGAGGGAUGGUGAAUUUCAAGGACAGGCCGAUCAAUUAGUCGAAGACUGCAAAGUGGUGAAGAUCGACACACCUGCGGACGAUGAGAUCGUGAGACCUCCGACAGGGAUCGAUGUGAUCGAAACAGGGUACGAGAGUGAUCGAGGUAGAGAUAGACCGAGGCAGACAGGACAGAAGUCGGGCGACAUUGAAGAUAACAGGUAUGAGGUAACAGAUCCUGUCCAUAAACAGUCCAGCCGUCAGCCUGACAGGAUUAAGAGUGAAGAUUGUGAGUUACAAGAUCAGGUGGAUAAACGGACGAAAAAAAUGGACUGCACCAAGACCGACGAAGAGACGACGAAAGAUGAGUUGACGCCAUCACCGAUGUAUCACCACGAUGCCGGCGAACUGUUCGCAGAAGAUGUGGAUCAACACCUGGCUGUUCUUCCCGAAGUCGUUACGCCUACACAAGAUAUAACGAUCGAUGAUAUCCAAGUAGGUGAUCCCGGCAUUCCAAUAACCGAAGAUCAAGAGAAAUUACGACAAAUGAUUUGGAAAAGCCGGCACCUACUAAUUGGAAAAGGCAACGCCCUUCCCCCUGCGGCGCGCGGCGCAGUCUGUGACAUUGAUGUAGGAGGAGCUAGCCCGAUCGCACAACGGGUCCGACCGGUAGCUCCAAAGUUCCGAGAAAAACUCGCUGAUCUGAUCAAGGGACUGCUGUCGGACAAGAUCAUUCGACCAUCUACAUCACCAUGGGCAUCCCCUAUCGUGGUAAUCAUCAAGAAAAACGGAGAAGAUAUAAGGCUGUGUAUUGAUUACAGGCGGGUGAAUUAG